Sinocyclocheilus rhinocerous is the source of this 654-nucleotide messenger RNA. Its product is annotated as putative serine protease K12H4.7. The transcript has 5 exons. Gene Ontology annotation, molecular function: serine-type exopeptidase activity; dipeptidyl-peptidase activity. Gene Ontology annotation, biological process: proteolysis. The record is from RefSeq and is a predicted model, not a curated record. NCBI's taxonomy places the organism in Eukaryota, Metazoa, Chordata, Actinopteri, Cypriniformes, Cyprinidae. Bases 1 to 642 code for a protein of 213 amino acids.
AUGAAACGUCGUGGCUUUGGCUCGCGCAAGCGGCUAGCGGCUCUCCCACACAGCAACAGUGGAACUCCGGGCUUUUCCGGUCACCCGGAGCGCUAUCUGUUUCUCCUUCUCUGCGUUGAAUGUCGAUCAGUUUAUGCGCUCCGUGUGCGGCUCGCUCCAGGAGAUGAUCGCACAGAUGUGGAGCUCAGCUGGAGUCAGGAGCGGAGGAGCUGUGGUUCAUCCAGAGACUCGAUCACUUCAGCGGGGCAGAUACUCGAGUCUGGAAACAGUCGUCAGGCAUUGGCUGAUCUCGCUCACUUCCGCACGGUUACCGCAGCGACGCGGGGCCUGACCAAUAGCAAGUGGGUUGCGUUUGGAGGCUCCUACCCAGGAUCCCUUGCAGCCUGGUUCCGUCUGAAGUACCCACACCUGGUGCACGCCUCCGUAGCGACCAGCGCACCCGUUCACGCCACUGUCAUCUUCCCAGAAUAUUUAGAGGUUGUGUGGCGAUCACUGGCGGUGGAAAACCCAGAGUGCCCUCUAGUGGUGAAGAAAGCAUCUGACAUGUUGGUAGAACGACUCAAUGACUCAAUGUCAGACUUUCUGCUGUCAUGCCAGGCUGUGUUUGGAAUGGACUACAAGGAACUAGUAUGGUACAAAUAAGCAAGAAAUCAG